This is a messenger RNA of Trifolium pratense (red clover), 3537 nucleotides long. Its product is annotated as histone-lysine N-methyltransferase ASHH1. The record is from RefSeq and is a predicted model, not a curated record. Gene Ontology annotation, biological process: regulation of DNA-templated transcription. Gene Ontology annotation, cellular component: chromatin; nucleus. The transcript is spliced from 10 exons. Bases 229 to 1665 code for a protein of 478 amino acids. Gene Ontology annotation, molecular function: protein binding; histone H3K36 methyltransferase activity. NCBI's taxonomy places the organism in Eukaryota, Viridiplantae, Streptophyta, Magnoliopsida, Fabales, Fabaceae.
AAGAAAAUUAGUAGCAGAUAUUUUGGCCCGGUAAAACUAUAAGGCGAAGUGAGUGAGGCGUAGCCACUGCAGUUCCGACGCAUUGAAAUAAAUUUCUUCGAUCAUCAUAACCUAUUUAAGUUGCAUCAAACCUCUUAUCGCUUCGUUUCCAUUUUCUGAUUCCUUUCGCUGUACGCGAAUCUAGCCCUAAAUCCUUCAAUCACUUUCUCCGCUUCCGUCGUUAUUCACAUGGAUCCUUAUUCUGAAGACUUGCCUCAUUACAUUCAUAUCAAUCAGAAUGAAUUUUAUAUGCGAAGGCAUAAGAAACAGAAGGAGGAGGAUAUUGCUAUAUGUGAAUGUAGGUACGAUGAAGAUGACCCUGACAGUGCCUGUGGAGAUGGGUGUCUAAAUGUAUUAACCAGUACUGAAUGCACCCCUGGUCAUUGCCCUUGCGAUACCCUUUGUAAAAAUCAGAAAUUUCAGAAGUGUGAAUAUGCAAAAACAAAGUUAUUUAAAACUGAAGGCCGGGGCUGGGGUCUUUUGGCUGAUGAGGAAAUUAAGGAAGGACAGUUUAUCAUUGAAUACUGCGGAGAAGUAAUAUCAUGCAAAGAAGCCAAACGCAGAUCCCAUGCUUAUGAAAUUCAAGGUCUCAAGGAUGCAUUUAUCAUUAGUCUUAAUGCGUCUGAAUCCAUUGAUGCAAGUAGAAAAGGAAGCAUCGCCAGAUUUAUCAAUCAUUCCUGUCAACCAAAUUGUGAGACAAGAAAAUGGAAUGUCUUGGGGGAAAUAAGAGUUGGAAUAUUUGCAAAGCAUGAUAUUCCUAUUGGAACUGAAUUGGCAUAUGACUAUAAUUUUGAAUGGUUUGGAGGUGCAAAGGUUCGCUGCCUCUGUGGUGCGCUAAAAUGUUCUGGAUUCCUUGGAGCAAAGUCUCGUGGUUUUCAAGAGGAUACUUAUCUAUGGGAAGAUGAUGAUGACAGAUACUCAAUUGAGAAAAUUCCUUUAUAUGACUCGGCGGAGGAUGAACUGACGUCAAAUGUUGAUGGACAAAGUGAACAAUCCAUGGCUAUUGUACUUAAAUCUGAAGAACUAUCAGACUCCACUGUUUUAGAUAUUCAACCACUCAAUUCUUCAAUUGAGAUCAAGGAUUUAGGUAUUGGAAAAAUGAAAACUGAAAUAGUAAGCGAGGACAUGAAGUUGUACUCCCAAGAUACCGAAGAGGACCUUUCACAAAAGAAUGCAAUGAUAUCACGCAUUCGAAGUAACACUGCAGGAAGAAACUAUCGCAUUGGACCUAGGUCUGCCAAAAGAUCAAAGGCAGGGGGAAGGUUUAAAAAACGCAUACAGAAGAAAAUUGAUGCAAAGUAUGCAGCUAGCCUCUUAGCAUCAAAGGUAGCACAAGAGGAGAUCUUAGAUUAUGAGAAAAGGAAAGACGAUGCCACAGAAGCCCUUGAUUCUUUAUACAAUGAAAUACGGCCUGCCAUCGAAGAACACGAGAGGGACACACAAGACAGCGUAUCUACAACAGUAGCAGAGAAGUGGAUACAAGCUUGCUGCCUAAAACUGAAGGCGGAGUUUGAUCUUUACUCGUCAAUUGUUAGAAAUGUUGGCUGUAAUACCCAAAGGGCACCCCGCCAAGCAAAACCUACCGAAGCAGACAACGAAAACAAAAUUAAGUUGUUGACAGAUUGACAUUCCAAUCACAUUCACCCUCACCCUCAUCUAAUCUAAUCUAAUCUGUAACUGAUGAUUCACAGAAUAUAUUGGCAACUUUGAGAAACAUCGUUUUUGAAAUUCUUAAUAGAAAUAAUCUAGGACUUGAUGAAGAAAUCCAUAAUCUGUGUCUAUUAUUUUGCCAUGUUAUGCUGUCUACAACAAAUUCAUUUACCGUGAUGAAAUUCAUUGUGAGUGAGCAACACAUGUUUCACAAAGGAAAUUCAGUCAUUGACUCCAACAACACAUUCCCUCUAAAGUCAACUAGUACCAACCAAUAACAGAUCAUAGUUACUCCAGCUCAGCAUUCCAAAGUUAAACAAUAUGAAGUGUUGGGCACGUGCCCAAGUAAGAGUUUCUCACAAAAGAAACAUAGCAGAGUAUGAAUGAUUUAGUCAAGAUAUAGAAACAAAACACGUUGACUAGUCUAGUCAACUCUCCCACAAACAUCACCUUCCUCGAAAUUACACCUUUUUAUUAACACCAUUCAAUUCUAUUCCAUUUCAUUCCCUUUUCUCCUUCUCUCUCAAUCAUUUCACUCUUUCUAUUCUUAUGGAACACGGCUUCCAAGCCAUCUUGGCUGCAAUCGCCAGCUUCAUCGUCGUCACAGUCAUAUUCGCCGUCAUCAUUCUCAUCUGUCAGUACCGGAAAGCCGUUCAAAUCCGCCGUAACAACCAGAUCCGAACCCGACCACUUCGAAACACAAACCAUUACCCAACCAGUUCCAAUUCCUUCCUGGCGGUGGACGCUAGCUGGUCAUGGGAUCCCAAUCUCAAAAUCUCCAUGGAAGAACUCUCCCGUGCUACAGAUAACUUCUCCCCGCUCCGCAUCGUCGGUGAUGGAAGUUUCGGUAUGGUUUACAAAGCUCAACUCUCCACCGGCGUCUUCGUCGCCGUGAAAAAACUCUCCCCCGACGCCUUCCAAGGAUUUCGCGAAUUCGCGGCGGAGAUGGAGACACUAAGCAAGCUUUUCCACCGUAACAUCGUUAAAAUCCUCGGUUAUUGGGCUUCUGGACCUGAACGGUUACUCGUUUACGAGUAUAUCGAAAAAGGAAACCUCGAUCAAUGGCUUCACGAACCUUCUUCUCCGACGCAACCAAACGACGACGUUUUGUCCACUGAUAUUAUUCGUUCUCCUUUGUCUUGGGAAACAAGAGUCAACAUAAUUCGUGGUGUUGCUCAUGGGCUUUGUUAUUUACAUGGGCUUCAGAAGCCCAUUAUUCAUAGAGAUAUCAAAGCUAGCAAUGUCUUAUUGGACUCUGAAUUUCAGGCCCAUAUUGCUGAUUUUGGGCUCGCACGUAGGAUGGAUAAAUCGCAUUCGCAUGUGUCAACGCAGGUCGCGGGUACUAUCGGUUACAUGCCACCGGAGUAUCGAGAUGGGUCUAAUGUAGCAAACCAGAAAGUUGAUGUUUAUAGUUUUGGAGUCUUGAUGAUCGAAACUGUAUCGGGCCAUAGGCCCAAUUUGGCUGUGAAAUUGGAGGGAAAUGAUAUUGGGCUUGUUAAUUGGGCCAGGAAGAUGAAGGAAAGGAACACUGAGAUGGAGAUGCUAGAUGUAAAUAUUCCAAGAGAAGGGUUGAAGGAGGAGAGUGUUAGGGAGUAUGUACACAUUGCUUGUAUGUGCACUGGUGAGUUACAGAAAGAUAGGCCUGAAAUGCCAGAGGUUGUCAAAUUAUUGGACUCAAUGCCCCUAUGAAGGAUGAUUUAUUGAGUUCACAAUUUCGAAUUUAUCAUCAGAUACAUGUAAAUAGAUAGAUACAUUCAGAGGAAAUGCUAUGGCUAGUAGCAUCAGAUUGAUGUAAUUAAAUUGUAUUGCUCUAAAAUUAAUUAUAUAUAUUAGUUUUUAUUCGGUUGA